AUGCACGAUGCAUUUGAACAUGCAGUUAUCCUGGAGAAGCUGCCAUUGCAAAUAGAUUGCAUAGCUACUUUUGGUAAGAUCGGAAUUACGGAAUACUCCGUGAUAAAAUAACAGCUAAAAUUUCUCUUGAAACUAAAAGCACGCUUGUACAGCUUUUAGCCAUCAGCUGUUGAUCAAACUUUGACGGGUAAUGUUUUAAUGAGCAGUCUUAUAAAAUCUGGAUUCUGUGUUAUGUGUUUCAGAGAACACGUUUAAAUUCUAAUUUAUAAUUUUCUUAUUUGUGACGUGACAAACAUUGCCUCAAAGCACUUAUUAUAAUCUAGAAAUGAAAUCACUCAUUCUUUAUAUGAUAAGCUGAGUCAGUAUGUACCACAUAGAUGAGUAGUGCUUUUGGCAUGCAUUGAUUGAUUGAAAGAGAUCAGCAAGUACUAUUUACCUCUGAGCAACCUAAGAGACAAAAGUGCAGGCCAACAAUUUAAUAUCCUAUCAUUUUUGGUAUAUUGACAGAAAUAAACUUACUUUUUUGGUUUCUGUGUGGUACAUACAAAAAAUUUUUCACCUCAGUGUCAGUGAAAAUGGUGGAUAUUUACCUCACUACUUCACAGCUUGGUAAAUAUUCACCUCCAAUAAUUGAAUAAUUGUUAAUUUUACACUCACCGUGAUUAGUUUUUACCAAUGAUCUAUGACAGUACAGAUGCAUGGAUGAUUUUACUAUUGUUGACAUUUUGUUUUUGUAUCAAAUAAAACAGAUAGAAUCUAGAAUCAACACACCAUCAAUAAAUUUAAGGGGAAUUUAACUUGCUGAUGACUCAACCAAACUCUCUUACUUACAAAUCAUUGCCAGAGGGGUGGUUAUAAUUUCUGAUGGUUUUGGAAUAUGACUGGCAUAAGAAUGUUACCUGCAAUUACAUUACAACUCACGCUUACACCUUUUAUUUGCAUGAUCUGCGCAAAGUCAAACUUAUAUGGAUAGCCACACAGAUUGGGGCUAGGAGGGGGACUGGUUUUGUACAGAAUCCAUGUUGCUGUGGUUCUGUAUAGUAAUAGUACACAAAAUUUCAAAAUGUGGUAGAACAUCAUUGACGCAUUUCUUUUGUUCUUACCACGUCUUGAUGUUGUCUUCGAUCUAUUAGUGAAUAGACGUCCAUCAACAUGGACUCUAUUUGUUAAAUGGGUCAACUGGGUUGCAGAAUAACAACUGGGGAGAUGUGUUUUACCAAUUCAUCCUUUCAGGAAAUGUGGUUAAUAUUUGUUUCAGGGGACAAUCUUCUUGUUGGAACAAGACAGGGGCACUUGCUUUUGUAUGGUGUUUUAGAUGGCACAGGUAAUAAAAUUCUGCUACACCCACAACAAAUUUUUAAGGCUUUUUAGUGUUCCCCUGAAGCAACUGCUGCCAGUGAUUUCAUCAGCUUUUUGUUUCCAAACAACUGUCUACUCUAAUUAGGAGAAACCAUAAAAGAAACCAGAAAGGAAACAGUGAGUAAAAAUAAGAGGAACAGGUUCUAGCAGAAUUGAUGCUACACACUCACUUGUUUACUGCCAACUGUUACUUUUUCAUGUCUGGCUACUUAACCUCUUACACCUAAGCAUCAGUAUUGAUAUUCUCCAUACUCUGCCCUUUAUUCUUGUGACCUUUAUAAAUGAUUCAGCUGUAUUACUAUAGGGAGAAAAUAGAUGCUGGUCACUAGCAUUUCAAGGGCUUAAAAAUCUGUGAAGAACACUGGCCUUUUGCGCUGAUAAGAAAUAUUGUCUUUGUUGUUAUUUCCUAAAUUGGCUGACUGCUGUCCUUCCUGAAAGAAAGGUUACAGCAGUUUUCUUGUCAUGGGCUCUGAAAGGAAGUGUUGGACCAGUUGCCUUGGUGGAAUCCUGUGGGAGCCCUGUGCAGUUAUAGACUCUAAAGGGACUGAUGAUAAUUCAUUCUUUCUCAUCUUUAAUUUUGUUUCUGUUAAAAAUAGGUGACAACAGGUUUGACGUGGAGCUACGAAGCUCCAACAAAUUGUUCUCAAAGAAGCCUAUAUCACAGGUAAGUUAUACAAAUAACAAACAACAUUAUGAUGCUGUAAUGGCUAAUUCUCUGAGCGGUUUUAUUGACAAAGGUAUUCACUGAUUCAUUGAAUUUUUGCAACUCAAUUCCUUUUUAUAAUAAGUCAACUUAUUGCUCUUGCUGUAAGGUCUUAACCAUUGCCUGGCUACCUCAGGUGGUAGAACGUUGGUCUGCCAUGUGGGAAGUUGAGGGUUCAAGCCUUGACCAGACCAACACUUAGGACCAACACUGCCUUUGUUAUGGCAUCUGCAAGUGGUAGACAUUCUAGUCUUAAUCAAUGAAAGCUGUAGGUUCCAUCUCUUGCUUCCUGUUUGUUCUGGUUGGAAGGGAACUUGUGAAAGAACCCAUGCAGUUCUUACAGAUUAGGGAACAUAUUUUCUGGUCUAGCCUUGUUUCCAAAAUUUUCACAAUUGGGGGUAUCUACAAAAUUCCCUUUCAAAAAUUAUAAACUGCUCAGUGCAAUAUGGAAAGUCCUCCUGCAAAGUAUUGUUAAGUGCAUCAUAGCAUAGUAGUAUAGAUAAUGUGCUUUAUGAAAAUGUCACAUCAUCAUCAUCAUCAUCAUCAUCAUCAUCAUCAUCAUCAUCAUCAUCAUCAUCAUCAACAUUUAACCUUUAACUCCCAAUAUCUCAUUAGUAAUUCUCCUUAUGAUCUGUCGUACAGUUCUCGUGAUAUUAGUAUGGAGAAUUUGGUAUUGGAUCAACCUAUAAUCCAUAAUUGAUAUUAUAAGGAGAAAUUCUGUCUUGGUCACUCAUGGGAGUUAAAGGUUUAAAGUUGGUUGGGUUGAUGGAAAAUAGGGUAAACAGAAAAAAGUGAUUGUGUUUUCCAGCCAACCACUGUUUUUUUCCCUCUGUUUUUCUCUAAUUACUAAUAGCUGGAACAGUCUGGAAGACAGUGUACAAACUUUUGUAACGUAGCCAAUGAAUGGGAUUGUUAGGAUCCUUACAACUCUGACAGCUCUCCAACUUUGAUUCUGUUGCUGCCUGAGAGCAUUCAAGUCUGACUAAAAUAAUUGUUUUGAAUUCAAACUUAUAAUCAUUUUUUUUAUAUUUUCUUGCAGUUAGCAGUAGUUGAGCAACUGAAUCUACUGAUAAGUUUAUCAGGUAAUGCGAGGAGAGUGAAAUAAAUUUUUUAACUUUACAAAUUCAUGUCAUAUGUUGGUAUUAACCCUUUACUUUUUUUUUUGAAUUGGCUACCACUUUAAAGAAUUUAGGAGCCAAGUGGCUAUCAGAAAAAAAGUUAAUUUCACGCCCUGUAGCAUCUAAUUUCUCCUUACAAUAUCACCCCUGAAUCAAACAUGAAAGUUGUGAGAGUAGAGGAGAUGAUCACCAACUAAAGCAGCUCUUGAUUGUGAGAGAAAUUCUCCUUGUCAGCCUCUUUGGAAAUGUAUAGAGAACAGUAUGGAGAAUAUGCAUACUGAUGUUAGGGUGUAAGGGGUUAAAUUGAGCCCUCUGCAAGUGUCAGGUUUCUGUGUCAUACUUUUGGAUUAUUUUAUACAUUAGUUUGUCGUUUAAUAAUUUCAACAGUAUGAUCUCAUUUUGAUAGUACUUAUUAGUGAUAUACUGGUACAUGUAAUUUGGAAAUUUACUAAUUCUGGUAUUUUUUCACUCAGAUUCUGUUGUUAGUGUACAUAACUUGGAGACCUUUGCUCACAAGUUUACCUUGCACAAAACAAAAGGAGCCAGUGUUUUUGCUGUGGAUAUAAAGGUUAGAUUUAGUAAUAAGUUAGUUUUAUCAACUGAGUUGAUAAUUAAUUAUAAAAAUAAAAUGUAAAUUGGCCACCGUAAAGAGUUUUCAAAGAUUUUAACAGUGUGUAAAAAUUGUGGUAACUCCUGCACUUAAACCAUAUUGUUGCCUAAGCAGAGUUUGGAGGCUAUUUUGAAGUAUCUUGUUUGGACAAAAUUCCACUUUGAGUGGAUUACAUAUAUAUAUAUAUAUAUUUUUUUUUUUUUUUUUUAAAAUUUUUAUUUUUUUUGGAUCUUUACACUGAGAUGACAAUUGCAACUCUCCCUGGAAGAUACCAAGUCACUCUGACUGGCAAAGUUCUUCAGUAAAGAAAGUUGAUUUCAUGGAAUCACCUCUUCCAUAAGUAAACCCCUUUGAAGAAAUUAAGUUGUCAGUAUGUUUGCUUUCAAACUAAUAUUUUCCCUUUAUUUUAACAGGAAAGGAAACAAUCCUCAGUGUUUGGUAAGUUUAAAGAUUUUCCAAAUAUCUGUUCAGGUUUUCCAUGUACACUGUUACUUUGUUAACCCUUGAACUCAUAGACAUGAUUAACAUGAAACUUCUCUCUAUAAUAUCCAUACAUUAUUCAGCAAACAGGUAAUGAGAAUAUUCAGACUUCUCAGGUACUUGUAGAAGCUGCUAUCUUGCUCUAGCACCAAGUUCUCAUAACUAAUUUACAGGAAAUGUGUAGCAGCUACAGGGGAGAAUUAACAAUCAGAUCUUGGGAGUUAUGAGUGAACUUAAGUAAACCAGCGUGAAAUGUAUGUUUCAAUCCAGCUCCUGUUCUCUUGGUCACUCCUGACACCUCAUCACCAGAGCCUACUCCAGUUUCAUGGGCACGAGAUGUUUCCCUACCAGUUCUUAAUUGGGAAAUAAUUGUAUUUUUAUUAUCAUUUAUUUAGAUCCUUCACCAGCUCUUGAACUAAAGCUAUGUGUUUCGGUGAAACGAAAACUACAGGUGAGUGAACAAUGCACAUGAAAGCAUUUAACAUAGUGAAAAAUUUAGUGCAGGGUAGCACUGUCAACAUCACAAGGGAGAUAUAAAGGAAGGGUUCUUGGUUCAUCCUACCAAAGGAAAAAGGAGUGGGUGAGGGAAUGAUGGAAGGGGAGGAGAUUCCGUGAUUGCUGAUGGCUCUCCUGUCCAAGCUAGUUAGAAAGAAAAGCCCUUUAACCCUUUAAUCCCUGAGAGUGACAAGAUUCUAAUUCCUCUUUACAAUUGAUCUCUUGAAUCAAAUGUUUAAGUUGCGAGAAUAAAAGAAAUGAUCAGCAACUAACAAAGCUCUUGAUGGUUUUACAAAUUCUAUUCUUAGAACUUAGGUAAUGUAUAGAGAACAGUUUGGAGAAUAUGCAUAAUGAUGUUAGGGUGUAAGGGGUGAAGGGCAUUUGUCUGAUUCUGAGCAAAAAUUUCUAACUUAUCAAAAUGUUGCCUGCUUAAUUUUUCUAGCUAUAAAAACUGGUUUGUUAUGUAAUGUUUCCUUAAUUUAACUGAAAUUUCAAUCCUUUAGUUAUUUAGUUGGAGGAAUGGAGAAUUCCAAGAGCGAGAAGAUCUUCUGGUUCCAGAUGCAGCAAAGGCAUUAGUUUGGUCCGAGGACUCUCUCUGUGUUGGCUUCAAAAAAGAAUACUCUCUCAUAAAGGUGCUACAAUGUUAUUCUCCUCUCUAGCUGCUACACAUUUCCUUGUAAAUUAGUUACAAGAAUUUAGUGUUAGAUCAAGAUAAGAACUUCCACUUGAUAGGUUUGAGUAUUCUCAUUUCCUGUUUGCUGGAUAAUGUAUGGAUGUUACAGGAAGAAGUUACAUGAUAAUCACUUUUGCAAGUGAAAGGGUCAGGGGAUUGAAUCAUUCAGCCUACAUUCAUAACUUCCAAAGAUACAGCUGUGUAUAACAAAACCAUGCACGAAUUGCUGUGAAGAAGUGAACUUUCCAGGUUCGAUUCUGAAGGAGGCAUUUUGGAAUAUCCAAAUUGUGGUUUCUUUGCCAUAAAGGGGUGUUAAAUAAAGGCAUAAAUUUUUCUUUGAUCAUUUUAAUGUUGGCUAUAUACAACAGAGUGAGUCAAUUCAAAUCAUUUCACACACUAACAACUCUAGUGCUUGUCAUGUAAUAAUCAUAGUGGCCACCAUGGUUGUCAUAGUAGAUAAGUCUUUUCAAAUGAGUUUUGAUUAUGCAGUUUGAUCGUUCAGGUGAGAGCAUUUCAAAGAAGGACUUAUAAUUAUUGGUAGUAUUGACUCAGGACUACCUUCACGCAGACUAUCAGACUACGUGAUCACAUGAUAUCCCUGGGUUCAAAACACUUACCUACUGUAAAAAAUAAUUACCUAUUAAUGACCAAGAGUGCCAUAUGGCAUUAGGUGCCAUUACAUGCUAAUUAUUAGAUAAUUUUUUCUGAAAAUUUUCACCAUGGAAAGGUCAUUGCAAGAUAUCAUAUUGAAGGUAUAAAAUCAUGGUCCCCUCUAAUAGAAGACUUGAUUUGCACCCCUGCAACUUUUGGGAACUUUUUUUCAUUGUACUGUUUUGGUCAUGGUGAUAUCUCACAAUAAUCAAUGCUCUGAGAGCUGCAAUUUAAGCCAUAGUUUAGUGCUGUACCCUUGAUGUAUGAGGCAAACAAAAACUUUCAACUUUUCUUUACUUUAAACUUUGCACAUGUCUCAGUCUCCACAGUCACCUCCUCCAUACCUGUUGGUGUCCUUUACAGCAUACCCCAGAAAAUGCCUUUAAAAUGAUAUUGUUUACUUGGUCUAAUGGUUUGUGGUUCUCAUUUUAGAAAAAUUUGGCAUUUCCCUCGGGUAGUAAAUGGUUGAAACAAAACAACAAACACUUUUUUCUUUUGUAGACUGGCACUGGUGCUGCAACAGAGCUGUUUUCCACUGGUCGUCAUUUGGAGCCCACAAUAGCUUCUUUGCCAAGUGGAGAACUAAUUCUUUGUCGCGAUGAUAUCAGCAUUAUAACUGACAGUGAUGGAAAGAAGACGCAGAAACAGACCCUGACAUGGUCAGAUACACCAACAGAGCUAGGUGAAAUAUCGACUCUUUUUCACAAGUCCAUACAAAAUUUUUUUUACAUGUAUCUGAUUUUGAAGCAAACAUCAAAACUUUCUUAAACAAUUUCAACAAAUUUUAAGCAAUUUUUACUUUGAUAUUUAAUUUAUUUACAUAUUUAAGGUUUUGACUCUUUCAAUUUUAGGAACUUAUUCUACAUUUUAUUCAAAAUUUUAACAUUACCUAACCAACAAGGCAAUUCUUGACAACCCCACUGAAACAGCCAUGGCAAGUUUGCUUACUAAAUAUUAAACACUAUUAUUAUUAUUAUUAUUAUUAUUAUUGUUAUUAGACAGUGAUUGGUAAUUUGAUAUAACAGAUCUCUUUGGCAAUGUUCUCCAUGUGUACUGCUUCCAAAGCGAGUUACUACGGAAAUUUUUUAAGAAGUUUGCCUUAGGGACAAAGAGUUUCACCAAAAUUAUCCAACAAUGUUGUAUUAAGGAAAUUGUUACUGUUACACCUAUGAUCACAUCUUGCAGCUAAAAAGUUAAGCCCCUUUUAUUCCUGUUCUCAAUACGUAAUCAAAGGGAUUUAGAUAUAUCGGAAAAAAUGAUUUAAAAAUUGAUCAGUAAAGGAAGCAAAGUUACGUGUAUUGAUUAUUGAAGGAAGCACUAGUGAUUGGCAAGCUGUCUUAACCCUUUAACUCUCAGAUCAAAUUUGUAAUUCUCCUUACUAUCAACCAUACAAUUCUCAUAAUGUUGGUUCAGAGAAUUCAGUAUUGGAUCAACUAAUUACCUCCAAAUUGAUAUUUUUCUUUAAUCUCAUUGCUUAUCUGGUUGAUAUUGUACUAAUAUUGUAAGGAGAAAUUCUCUCUUGGUUAAUCAUGGGAGGUAAAGGGUUAAACCAAGUAACCAAAAGCUUCUAGACUUCCUUCCACUUUUCAGUGUGUUCAGUAAUUCAUUAAAUUUUAAAGAUUGUCAUUGUUCCUUUUCAGAUUAUGCUGAACCUUAUGUAAUCGCCCUUCUUCCUCGCUAUGUAGAGAUACGAACUAUCAGUCCUCGUGCACUUAUCCAGAGCAUUGAAUUGCCUAAAUCCAGAUUUAUUGCUCGUGGAAAACACUUGUAUAUAGCAUCAUCAAGCUAUGUGUGGAGGCUCAUCCCUGUAUCUAUUCCCAUGCAAAUACAACAGCUAUUGCAUGACAAGCAGUUCAGUCUUGCUCUUAUGUUAGCGGUAAGUAAUCUGACACUCUUUUCCUUGAGCUCUUAACAUAGACCUGCAGUUAACUGUUGGAAGACAUCAAGGUGUCCUGGUUUGCACCAAGAACUCAGCAUUGGAUGGUUUGAGCCCUAAAAUGUGUUAUUUGGCAGGUGACCCCUUAACUCCCAGAUCAAAUUUGUAAUUCUCCUUACUGUCAAUCAUUUAAUUCUUAUGAUGCUGGUUCAGAGAAUUUAGUAUAGGAUCAAUGAUUACCUAGUUAAAAAAUCAGUGUCAAUGACUAAUUACAAAAAAAUAAAAAAUUGCUCCAAACUCAUAAUAGAAAUAAGAUAAUUAUGAUAAAAAAAAUAAUUGAACAAUUUCUUGCAUAAGACUGGUAAGGUGUUAGACUCCCUAAUGUUGAUAGGUACCACUGAAGGUUCCACUAGCUACCACAGUAGUACCUCUUUCUACUAGCAAGCCCAAGUGAGUGCUGGGAAACUGGCAUGGAAAUCUGAAGAAAGAAAAGCAUCCUUUCAUGGGCGUAGCCAAGAAUUUUCAUAGGGGAGGUCUCAGUUAGGAAUUUCCGCACACCUGACGUGAAGUGGCUUAUCCCGCCACCAUACAGUCAGGAAAUGACUGGCAUCCGAGUACAUUAUCUACUGAAGCAAGGGAUUUAUUCUAUGCAGAUUUCUCGGAUUUGUGCGAUUACAUGUCCUGAAUUGUAUGACUUGUAUGUUGUUGACUUAACAAGAAAAACUUAUCCCACCAAGGGGGGAAAGGAUUACAGUCACUCCAGGACCCACCCCUCUAGGGCACCUGAAGGCACCUCCCGGCCUUUACAAGAGGAUCAGAAAGAGCUGAUCCACCCCCCCACCUCCCUGCCAAAGGCACUCUCAGGGAACCCCCCCUUACUUUAACAGAAGGAUCAGUGCUAAAAUUCACUUUAAAGUAAACAAACUAUGUAAGUAAUAGAAGGCAUGGAAGUUAGUCUUGUAUACAGACUUUCGUAUUUUUUUUUAAUGAACAGGACAUGGUGGUGGAACCUGAGCAGGAGAAAGCUGCCCGAAAAGAGAGUAUUCAGAAUCUUUAUGCAUUCGAUUUGUUCUGUCAGAAGAAGUUUGAUGAUUCGUUGCAGCUCUUUGCCCAGUUAGAGACAGGUUAGUUAUUUCCUAUUUGCGCAAAUUUGGUUCUUGUAUCGUCAACAAUGGUGCAGUUUGAAAUGAAAGUUUAUGAAAGUAUGUGUUUGAAAUGCAAAAAUUUAGCCAAAUGAUGAAACGAUCUUUGUGAUGAUGUUGUAAUUUAGGUGGCUUUUAAGUUGCAGAAGAAAAGCUCCAAUUUUUAAGUAUGUGAAUGGAGCUCUAGGGUGUGAUUAUUCAGAUGAAAGUGACUGAACAAUUCUUUCAUGUAGUACAAUUUUAAAAGUAUUGUGCUGUAUAAGGUGGUUCUGACUUAAAAGUCUACGAAUGAAAUAUCCACGAGCUUCCUUCCAAUUGGAAGCAACUGAACUCUUCUUUUGCAAGGUUCUUUUUAUAACAAUGCCUCUUUGUUUUUCUGUCCGCAGACCCAGCACAGGUUAUUGGCCUGUUUCCUGAUCUUCUCCCAAGUGAAUUUCGAAAGCUUCUUGAGUACCCUGCUCCACCACCCCAGUUGACUCCGGGGGAGCUGGAGAAAGGCUGUGUAGCGCUUGUUGAAUAUUUGACUAAGGUAGAAUUCAGAUAGUUGCAUUCUCCAUAUUUCAAAAUUAUAACCAGCUGGUUACCAAUGUAACAGAAAGUUGAUUGUUUUUGUUUAUUCAUUGCUCAGUUUGCUAUGUUAACCCUUUGACUCCCACAAGUGAUUAGCAUGUAACUUCUCCCUACAACAUCCGUACAUUAUUCAGCAAACAGGUGAUGAGAAACCUCAGACUUAUCAGAUAGCAAUUGCUAUCUUGAUCGAACACCAAAUUCUUGUAACUAACAAAGAAAUGUGUCGUAGCCGGAGGGGAGAAUUGACAAUUCGAUCUUGGGAGUUAAAGGGUUAAACUGUGCCCUACUCUCACUUAUACAACUCUUGGUACAAUAUAAAUGUUUUCCUCACUAGAAACGAAACGAGUUGAUCAAAAAUAGCGACAAGACAGAAAGCUUGCAGAGGGCAAGAAAUAAAGAUUCUACCAAAGAACCCAGUAAAGGUAUUUCACUCUUAUAACUCAAGCAUUACGUAAAGAAAUGAAGAGACAAACUUUUGCUUCGGAGUGCACUACGACUUAGUGUCGCGAAACUAAAUACGAGGUAAAGGGGGUUAGUUUCUAAAGAAACUGUGGUGCUGCGUCGGUGGGAGAGUAUAGCAGGGUAAUUUUGUAAUAUCAACUGAGUUAAUGUCUUAAAUUGGCUACCGUAAAGAGUUUAAAAGCUGACGUUUCAAGCGGUAGCCCUUCGUCAGAGCAAUUGAAUACUUCGAUUAAAUACGAAGUAAUCGCUUUAGCCAAUGAGAGAAGAGGAAAUAUCACAACGAGCCAAUGAGAAUUCAAAGUAAAACCAAGCAAACUGAGCAUUGCGCGGGAAAAACGCGGGUGACCAAGUCGCGAUUGGUUUUAGUUUGGAUUCUGAUUGGCCGAGAAAGUGGCGCGAGUUUUCUCGACCAAUCAUAGAGCGAAGGAAAGCAAAACUGCAAAACUAAAGCAGUCCUGGAUUACGCUUACCACCUUUGUGAUCAUUUGAACAGUAUCUGUAGCUCAGUUGGUAAAACUUGGUAGAACUACACAUGGGCUGAUACUAGUUUUUACAACGGUACUAGCUGCUCCAUUUUGCAGGGUAAAUAAAGUUAUUAACUUCCCAUUUUUCGUUGUCCCUCGUUUAAGAGGUAUGCUUAACAUCUUUUCUUUUUAUCUUCUUUCUUAAUCUUUGUAGCUGAUAUAAAGGCUCAAAAGAACUUAGAGCACAAAAGACAAAUCAUCGAUACUACUCUACUGAAAUGUUACUUGCAGGUUGGUACUGUUGGUAUUUAAAUAGAUUAUUGAAGAGCAAAUAGAUAAGUCGAUCUUAAGCCAGCUCACACCUACUAACGAAUUUCUUACGCAUAACGAAAAAAUGAGUGACUAAACUGAUCCAGAGGAAGAAAAUUAUUCGUAAACAGUGAACUUUGUUUAUGUAAAACACCUAAUUUAAGAGAGGAAAGAACUGGAGAGAAAGUAGAGUCAGAACUCUACUGAAUGUCUACGGAAAGUUUCGUAAUAUCCUCGGAAGUCUUCGGUUAUGAUCGGUUCCUUUUAAGAAAAUUCGCAGAGAUCGCCCACCUUCCUCUCGCCCAACGACCCCCUCCCUCCACUGGUAGGAAACCGGGUUAUUCACUCCCCAACCUCCCCCUGCAUGUCACAUUUUGUAUAGAAGCGAUGAGCGCUGGCCUAGUUUACUGCUGCUUCGCAUGAUAUGAAAUGAAUAGCCGCUGAACUAGGGCACACUAGGUCUACCCCUCUGAGGUCUUCCUGUACUUUACCUGAGGGAGGAGGGGCGCCUGUUGGAAGCUGGGCGCUAAACCAGACCUUAAAGUAAGUAAAAAAAGGAAGAAUGUUUAGUUAAGUGUUAGGUACCUCGAGCGCAGUGUGCACAAAACUAGGGACACUCUAGGUCUAUUGAAAUUAGUAUAGGUAAUCACAUGAUUUCGAUUUGGAAUAAAUAAGCACGAGUAAAUGCUUUCAAAGAGUAACAAAAUUGCACGAGUCCGUAUGCCGAUUGUAAUUUGUGGUCUUUUAAAAAAUUUGCAAGUGCUUAUUUAUUCCAAAUUGCACUCGAAAAAUCAUGUGAUGACGUAUUAAUAAUAUCCAUGAAAAAUACGAGAUAACUUAUCAUAAUUAUGCAGAAGUAAAGCGCGCGCAUCAAGUGCAAAAAUAAUUUAUUCAAACCCAGCAAGUGACAUGGUGCGUUCGGUCAAAACAACCGCGUACGAUCAAAACAAUGAAAUACAAUGAUAUUUUCACAUCUUUAAGGCGCAAAGAAGCUCAACGUGUGGCUGAACAGUUCAAGUAAUUAAUCAGUCUAGUUUGGUACUACUUUGCACUGGAAUUGAGUAAUUUUUUCAUGUACCUUGUUAAAUGGUAAAUAAACGUUUUCUAUAACAUAAAAAACACACAAAGUUUUAAAUAGAAAGACAACUAGACAAUGUAAAUUUCUCCUUCUGCUGAAAUGACGUGAAUCACUUUGUGUUCGUUUCCCCUUCAGACAAACGAUGCCCUCGUAGCGCCACUGCUGAGGUUGAAAGAAAACUUCUGUCAUGUAGAGGAGUGUGAAAGAGUUCUAAUGAAAAGUAAAAAAUACAAUGAAUUGGUGAUACUCUACCAGGCUAAAGGUCUUCAUAAAAAAGGUUGGUUGUGCUGUGGUACAUUGGUUAUUACUGUGAGUGAUGUAUUGCAAGAGUGAUAAUUUUUGCCUCUUCGGCCUCAGCAAAAUGGUAACCCACAUAUUGAUAUGUUUCUGUUUGCUCCUGUGAUUGAAGUAGUUAUUCUCCGUAUUUUUGUGUCUUAUGCCCCAUUCACAUCAGCAUAACAUGUUUAUUUCAACCGCAUUUUACUGAAUGAAAAUCAGAAAUAGGAAACGGAAAGACUGAAUCCUCCAUUGGUCUCAAAUAGCCACUGACUUGUAUUUUCAACGGGCUAAAUUUGAAGCCGACCAACAUCGUUUUAAGCAGCUUCUAUGAAGGAAACAAAUUUAAACCGUGUUAAACAAAACAGCUUUAAGACUUAUUUAAGCUUUUGCUUGAAUGGAGUAUAAGUUUCAAAAAAUUGUUUUUUUUGAUUCCACAUCCCUGGACAAUGAAAUUUAUAUUAUAUGAAAAAGCUCCGUACUGAUCACAAGAGGGAGUGAAAGAGUUAGGCAGUGAACAAGAAAAGUAAAAAAUGGUCAACUGAAACUGCCCUGGUGGUUUUUAUAGAUAUUUGACCUCUUUUGGCUUGUUAGUGUCUGUUGAGAGAGUUUCGAUCGUGUUUCGUCCACAGAUGUCGAGAUAUUUUUAUAACCUAUCAUAUUUUACUUUCAGCCCUAGACCUUUUAUUGAGACAGGCUCAGAAAAGCAGCGGUCCACUCAAAGGCCACCAGAAAACAGUGCAAUAUCUCCAGCAUUUAGGUAAUCGUCAGCAAUAAAACAAACAGACUUCAUUUUUCCGUGUGUAUAUAAAGUGGUAGGUAACGAAAGACGUCAAAAUAUGGUACAUCAGUAACACACUUGACUGCGCCUCGUGUACCACGUUUUUGUUUUGCCACAAUUUGACUUCAUCUGUGAUUUAUUGCUGAAAAGACACAUUGCAACGUAGAGAAAAAAAGAAUAGAAAAAUGUAUAGUGUUAUCGUUCUCAAAUGUGUUCCUUUUUUUUCAGGUCAUGAACACUUAAAGCUUAUAUUUGAUUUUUCCGUCUGGGUUUUAAAAGCACACCCUGAUGACGGAUUAAAGGUAACUUCUAAAGAUUUCAGUUAAAGGAAAUAUGUUUUUUUCGUCUCGCCACGAGCGUGGGGCAAAGAAAAAACUCUGAGUCGACUUUAGGAAACUUUCUUAUUUUCAAUUUGGUUUACUGAUGGAAAUCUUUACCAGAACUCUCAUAAGCCAAAAAAUAAAUAAAUAACUGAUUAAUAUGUAGGAUUUUGCGCAAGUUUUGUCCAAAUAACACACGUCUAUUGUAAACAGAAGGCGAACAACGUUGGCAAAUGUUGAAAUGCUUGGAAAUUUAACGUAAGUGGACGAGCUGGACUCGAUUUUCGUUGUGGAAAUUUCUUAGGGGUUUUCAGCGAAUGUUUGAAUUUCCGCAAGAAACCCUCUCUGAUAAAUUAGUCAGACCGUAUUAUUAUUAUUAUUAUUAUUAUUAUUAUUAUUAUUAUUUUGCUCCAAUACUUUAACACACGUUGAUAAAUACAUGGUUUUCUAAGUUUUAUAAUGAGCAAAAACCGUAUCAAAAACUCAUAUUUUUCCCCAAGAUCAAGCUCAAGAACCUUUCCUCCUUUGUCUUCCUAGAUAUUUACAGAAGAUUUACCAGAAGUCGAAGGCCUACCACGCGAUAAAGUACUGGCUCACAUAGAACAGUGCGCGAAACAGUUGACCAUCAGAUAUUUGGUGUGUACAGUGAAGUCUAACUUGUACUUAACCCUUCACAACCUUUACAUCAGUUCGCAUAUUCUCCAUACUGUUCUCGAUAUAUAUCCGAAGAGUUGACAAUGAGAAUUUGUCAUGAAAUCAAGGUCUUCGUGAGUUCGUGAUCAUUUCCUUAUUCUCAUGACCUUAAUGUUUGAUUCAAGGGUGAUAUUGUAUGGAGAAAUUAGAUGCUAGUCAUUCUUAGGGGUUAGGGGGUUACGUAAGGUGUGAAUUCACGAAGUUUCUCCCUUUUUAGGAACACAUAAUCUUCCUGUGGAAUGAAUCAAAGCCCGAAUUUCACAACAAGUUGAUCAACUGCUACCGUGAAAGAGUGCAGGUGUUGAUGAGAGAGUAUUUAGAUUCGUUACCGACAGGUUCGUAUCUGCUUUGAAGGCAGUUAUUCUUUUUUCGUCGGUUGGCGAAAGAAAAGGGAUAGUCUGUAAAGUUUAUGCCCAACAAGGAGCCGAAGCCGAUCACGGUUGCUCUACCAUGAAUCGACCAGGAGUAUUGCCUCAACCCUCCGGGUGGGAUUCAGGUUUAUGUUACCCCCUCCCUCCUAGCACAUCAUCAGGUUCAUCGAGUUCGCCGGUAGCCAUUUACCCUCCAGGCUGGUUAGAGGUGUUUUGUAGGUAAAUUGUCUUGCACAAGAACACAGCACGAUGACCCAGAAGGGUGUGGUUCACUUAUCACAACCCUGGUAGAAAGAGGAGGUCCCAGUUCCCACUCAACAAAUCAAUCCUCAGGUCCUCGGGUUAUUUUCUUUAGUCGACAGUCGACCCCAAAAUUUAUCAUUCUUCAUAACCCUGUACACCCUAACAUCGGUAUCCAUGUUCCUCAUUCCGUUUUCUCUACACUUCCUUUGAUGCUGACAAGGAGAACUCGUUUAAAAAUCAAAGCUUAUUUGGUUGGUGAUCAUUUCCUUUAUUCUCAUGACCUUAGUGUGUGAUUCAGGGCUGAUAAUACAAGGGGAGAUUAGAUGCUAAUCACUCUCUUAAUAAUAGAGAAAAGGAGAAGCCUUUUAAGAAACAUUCUUGAUAAUGGUCACGUGGUUUAUUUGUCAGGUGACGAGCCUGUUCCUCCCGGAAGUGAACCAGGUGAACUCGGAGAACUGAGAGGAAGAUUGCUCUUCUUGUUAGAGACUUCAAAACAUUAUCAAGCGCAGCAUCUAUUAACGCACUUCCCAGAGAGUGAGUCGUCUCAUUUUUCUUACCAUUGAGAAUUUGGAGCCUUUUUUCAAAGACUUAUUGUGCGAGAAAUAAUAAUCUUACAAGCAUAGCUCCAAACAAAUAGUUCGCGCCAAAACUGAUGCAGAGUUUGCGUUCCCGCCAAACUGACGCAGCGUUUGCGUUCCCGUCAAAACUGAAACAGCGUUUGCGUUCACGCCAAAAGUGACUCAACGUUUGUUUUCCCGCCAAAACUGACGCAGUGGUCAAGUAAAAGGCGCGAUGUUUGUGUGUUGCUUUUCGAUUUUCUGCCAAAAGUGUCCCCAAAUGUUCUAAAGAUGCAAUUUUUUUCGUGUUCCCUUCUUUCUCGCAGGUUUUUAUUACGAACGAGCUCUUUUGCUUGGACGAGUAGGAAGGCAUGAGGAAGCUCUGGCUAUAUAUAUCCACAUUUUACAUAACACCAAACUUGCUGAAGAGUAAGUCCCCUGUUGCUAGUGCCUUUUAAUUGAGUUUCGUCAAACCAGAGGCAAAGUAAUCACAACGGCUUAAAAAAUAGUGUUGUAUUAAGUGCCGACAGUAAUCCGUGACUGCUUUGGAUUCGUUUUACUUUGAUGGAUGAUAGCUUCAAAACUCGCAGCACUCUCAAAUUAGUUUUGUAACUAAAACUAAUCGCGAUUCGUACACUUGCGUUGUCUCGGGCUGGCAGUUGACUUGUUUAUUGGCUGUCGUGAUUACUUUGCCUUUAGUUUUUACGAUAUUCAAGCGAGGCUUUCAGUUUAACGAUGUUCAAGCGAAAUGUGGUCUAAUUUUUACUACCUGAAGCGCGGGAAUACGUGACUGACCAAGUCGCACCUUGUGUAAGUUUUGCAUCUGAUUGGCGAAGAAAGUGGCAUGAUUUUUCUGGACCAAUCACAGACCAUAGAGAUGCAAAACAAUGCAGUUUAGGAUUACUUGGGACACUCAUACUGUAAUUAUAAAAAAUGGCCGGGUAAGCAUAAUUUAUGGGCAUCACAAGCUCACUAAAUUGUAAAAUAAGGGCUUCCGUGUGUUCCGCUUAAAAUCGCCACAAGAAUUAUGUAAAUUAACCUCGCGUGAAUUUCGCACCAUCUAACGCAUGUCAGGACACUUUUAAUACAGCAUUGUGGUCUUUUUUCCUUUUAGGUAUUGUCACCGAAAUUAUAACGAAGGCCGGGAGGGCAGUAAAGAUGUAGGUGUAUUGACUUGAUUUUGAUAACUUAACUUUGUACUGGUCAGCCAUUGCAACUCUGAUCCCCGCAUUACUGUUUUUUUUUUUUCGAUGAAAUACACGUAUUUGUUUCGUAAAAAGACUAGAAGUUAGAUUAGGUUUUCUGAGUUUAGGUUGUCUAAACAACGACUAUCUGUGAUUGGUAGGUGUACGUGUCCUUAUUGCGCAUGUACCUGGCGCCUCCUGAGAUAAGCGGCAAGGAAAAUAUGAAACCGAACAUUGAUGAGGCGCUAGACGUACUUCAGGAACAUCACUCAAAGAUAAGUACUGCUAAGGUGCGUAUAACUGUCGUGUCGCACGUGUUUUUAACCAUUGUGCAGCACAUGCGUGCAGUCAUUGUGUCGCAUGUGCGUGCAACUAUUGUGUCGCAUUUGCGUGCAACCAUCGUUUCGCACGUACGUGUAACCAUUGUGUCGCAAAUGCGCGUAACCUUGUGUCGCAGGAGCGUGUAACCAUUGUUUCGCACGUGUGUAUGACCAUUUUGUCGCACAUUGUGUGUAACAAUUGUGUCGUACGGUUUAUGUAUGAGUCACUGACUCUGCAGUUUUGAUUGCUUUGUGCUUCUCAGAUCUUACAUGCACAGCGCAAUUUAUAACAAAAAAGUGAAGCAUUACUGGCUGAGACCAAUACUCCAACGUACCUAAGAGGCAGUGGUGUAUUUCAGAUACGUAGAAAUGCCCUCCCAUUUUGAAGGAUUUCUUCCGAUUUGAUACGAAUCCGUUUCACAUCGGACGUUUUUUUUGGACGUAUAAAUUCGGACGGCCCCUUCUUUCGGGCGCCCGCGUCUAUUUCAGGACGAUCUUGUCCGUUUUGGGAUGGCUCGGUCUAAUGUCAGACGGUUCCGUUUAGUGAUCGCUGGUGUUUUGAAUCUUCAGGCACUUGAACUACUUCCUCCAUCUAUUCAAGUGAGGGAGGUUUACGCGUUUUUGCUCAAUGUUCUGGAAGACAAAGAAAGGAAACGGAGGAAUUCUCAAGUGUUAAAGAGCCUUCUGUUUGCCGAGCAUCUACAGGUAGGCUGAGGAACACUACCUCUUCUUUGUUAAGGGGUCAGAGUUUACAAUCUAACUGCACGAUCUUUCCCGACAGGUUCAAGAACAACGUAUGCAUUAUCAGGGGGGUAAAAUACUCCUGACCGAUGAACGAGCUUGUCGGGUAUGUCACAAGAAGAUCGGAACAAGGUGGGAAACAUUGACAGUCCUAUUUGGUCUUUUUCUUUACAUCGCUCGCGGUUAACGUUGUUUCUUAUUUGUUUCUUUUUUCCAGUGCCUUUGCAUAUUACCCCACGGGCGAAAUACUUCACUACUACUGCUGCAAGAACCUUACCUCCCCCCCAAACAGUGAGCACACGACCCCCCGGGGUAGCCCAACCCCCGAACAUAAUAUGUUACAAAGAUACUGAUCAAAUGCGAUGCAGUUCGUCAUCACGUGCGCAUCAUGCAUAAAACACGUGACAAGUUAGGAAGUGCAGAUGUACGCUGAGGUGUUAUACCACGUGUAUUUCACGUGAUGCGUAAUAAAUCAACAUGUAUUUCGUAAUCAAACAUUCAAAAUCUUCACAGAAUAUUUAUCUAAGGGAAAAAAAUUGGAAUUUCACAAUUGAAUCGGUAAUCAAGCAAUGUUGCCGUAGCUUUGCUCUGUAUAGUAACCUGAUUGGCUAGUCAUGUAGUCAAUCAGCUACAAAACCAAAACCAAUCACGUGUUGGUCACGUGCGUUUGUCCGCACUUGACCUCUAGAUUAGUACUUAGAUCACUUGAUGCCGUUAAAGAGAGUUAAAAUAAUUUACUCAGAGAUAAUGAUCUAAUGUUUAAGUCACUACCA
Molecule: messenger RNA, 18249 nt
Organism: Pocillopora meandrina
Lineage: Eukaryota; Metazoa; Cnidaria; Anthozoa; Scleractinia; Pocilloporidae
Source: the annotation of a GenBank genome assembly